Messenger RNA from Colletotrichum spaethianum, 1314 nucleotides. Its product is annotated as aromatic peroxygenase. The coding region runs from base 1 to 1314 and encodes 437 amino acids. Gene Ontology annotation, molecular function: peroxidase activity. The transcript is spliced from 3 exons. Lineage: Eukaryota; Fungi; Ascomycota; Sordariomycetes; Glomerellales; Glomerellaceae. The record is from RefSeq and is a predicted model, not a curated record.
AUGAAAUUCCAAGGAGCUCUUAUGGCUUCGUUCGCCGCUUCGGCGGCAGCCUUCCCAUCUAUGGCCACGAAAGAGGACCUUGAGAACUUUCUCAAGCGCAGCCCAGAGCCGGAGGCAAACCCAGAACCUCAGCUCAUCUCGAAUCUUGUUGGUUCGCUCACAAACACUAUCAGCGGCCUUCUUGGAGCCGUCGCCCAAGGUGCUCUCAAUCCUAACGACAAACGUCCGGAACCUGGUUACGAGUUCAAGGCUCCUGGCCCCGGCGACAGCAGAGGACCAUGCCCGGGUCUGAACCUGCUUGCAAACCAUGGCUACCUUCCUCGCAAUGGCCACGUCAACCUGGGCCAAGUCAUCGAAGCCACUGCCCGUGGCUUCAACAUGGGACCCGAUUUGUCGACAAUCUUGGGUGUCUUCGCCAUACUUGGUAAUGGAAACAUUACCACAGAAUCUGUGUAUCUGGGGUCUGGCCCAGGAGGCGUUGGAGGUUUGAACAGACACUCCACGGUCGAGGCCGAUAUUUCCCCUAACCGUGAGGACUUCUAUAACGGGUGCGGUGACAACCAUCAUCUUUCAUCACGCCUUUUUAAACAGAACGUCGAUAUCGUUGCGAAGAGUGGAACCAAGCAGUUUGACAUGACCAACAUGGGCACUCAAUACCAGCAAUUCUCCAUGUUCUCCCAAAAGAACAACCCUUACCUCUACUACUUCCCCUUCCCGUUGAUUGUUUCACUUGGCGCUUUUGCAUUCUACCCACAAUUCUUCAGCAACGGUACAUAUGGACUUGGUGGUGUCGCUAACUACGAGUCAAUCUCUUCUAUUAUUGGAGCCAAGUACGACGGCAAUACCGGCGACUUUCAGUACGUUCCUGAGACUUGGCCGGCAAACUGGUACCGUCGCGCCACGCCCUAUGGUGCAGUGCAGACUCUAUUAGAUGCUUUUGUCGCGAUCUAUCCUCGCAACAUUGUUGUACCCGCUGUGGCUCAGCUUGGCACUGGUAACCUCAAUGCCACAACAUUUCUCUGCGAUUUAUACCAGGGGAUCAACUCCGUUGUUCCUCUCUUCGUCGCCGGCACCACCGAGGAGGUUGCUGCUGCCUCUGCAUGGGCCCUCUCCAAGCUUGACCCAUACCUCGGCAACACCGCGCUUGGUUGCCCAACCAGUGUUCUCUCACCCAACGCACCCAGCCUCCUCUUCCCCAACGCAAACAACAAGGGAGGCCCUCUCAACACCCCUCCCAGCGUUGCAAAGAAUGUUGGGGAUAACGUCUACUACAAGACCUACUUUUCGACAGCUCCGGUGACCCCGGCAUGCUAA